AUGAGUACCGGUAGAAACGCAAGAACGGAAAACGAUAGAGCGGAAGAAAAUCCUGCUAUCGAUGCUGCUAGAGCUCCGCCAUCGAAUUUCGUCAUUGACCCUUUCAACAAAAAGAAAUUGAAAUGGACACGGUGGGUGAAGAGACUGGAAAAUGUUUUUUCCAUUUACGGAGUUGCCGACGAAAUAAUGAGGAAAAGCUUGCUGCUACACUAUAUGAGUGCUGAAACUUACGACAUCGUUUGCGACAAGAUUGCUCCUGUUACACCUCGAGAAAAGAGUUACGCCGAGAUCGUCGAUGUACUCGAGGGGUUUUUUAAUCCACAGCCGCUGGAAAUAAGUGAAAAUUUUCGGUUUAAAUGUCACCAGAAAGGUGAUGAAAAUGCUGCUUCUCCCAAUGAGACAGUGGAUGAGUACUUAGUGGCAUUGCGACGCAUUGCCGUUACUUGUAACUUUGGUGCAUACCUUGAGAGAGCUUUGCGGAAUCAACUGGUCUUUGGUAUCAAACGGAAUGAUAUACGCAGUCGGUUGCUGGAGAAAAGCCAGCUGACCCUUCAGAAUGCCCGGGAUAUAGCUCGGCCGGGUUUGGUUGAUCGUUUGCGUGAACGAAAUAACAUUCGAUUCGAAGUGGAUACGGGAUCGCCCGUCACGAUCGUUAGUACGAAUUAUCGGGAUAAAUACUUUCCGAAUGCGCAGCUACGUAGCUGCAAUACGAAUCUCGUGAGCUACUGUGGUACUAGUAUCGAUGUGCUAGGAAUACUUGACGCAAGUGUGAAAUACGGAAAAGAAAGUGUUACGUUACCGUUGUAUGUAGUGCAUUCUGGCACAAAUCCACUUCUCGGGCGCGAGUGGCUAAAUGCGUUACCGGUCAAUUGGAACAAUGUGUUUAAAAAUCCGGGUGCGGUAAAUGAGAUUACUAAUGCUACUCCCACUCAUAAGGUGGCUUUAGAGGGUCUUUUGGCAAAGUUCCCAAAAGUGUUUGAUGAAUCUAUUGGUAAAAUUUGCAACGUUCAGGCGAGGCUUACGUUGAAAAAUAAUGCCAGACCGGUGUUACUGAAGGCUAGGAAGAUCCCUUUUAACUUGCAGAAGACAGUGGAAGAGGAAUUGGACAAGCUGGAGGCAGAAGGUGUCCUAACGAAAGUGAACCAAAGCAACUGGGCAACUCCAAUAGUUCCGGUCAAAAAGUCCCAAGGACGCGUGCGGAUUUGUGCUAAUCGUAGACAGACAUCCACUUACUACGGUGGAUGA
Molecule: messenger RNA, 1245 nt
Organism: Wyeomyia smithii (pitcher-plant mosquito)
Lineage: Eukaryota; Metazoa; Arthropoda; Insecta; Diptera; Culicidae
Exons: 2
Coding region: 1-1245 (414 amino acids)
Source: RefSeq, a predicted model, not a curated record